AUGUUGGUGACCUUUCACCUGUUUUAUAGCUCGAACGCCACGUUAGCGUUCUCUGGACUCCGGCAGUCUGUUAAUUGUACAGCCACGAAAAUGAGCUUUUUCAGUAUAUUUGGAAGUAACCAAGAGCCUGGAGCGAAACCAUCAGGAGCAGAGACGGUUGCAAAGUUAUGCGAUAGAGUCCAGUCAUCUACUUUGCUAGAUGACCGCAGAGAUGCUGUCCGUGCAUUAAAAGCGCUAUCAAAGACUUUCCGUUUGGAGGUUGGAACUCAGUCUAUGGAAAUAUUGAUCCAUGUGUUACAGAAUGACAGAUCAGACGCAGAGAUAGUUGGAUACGCAUUGGAUACGUUACAUAACACUAUAUCCAAUUCAGUUGAUGAAGAUGAAGAUGAACUAUCAAAUGGUGAAGUAAAGAAGGCAGAUGAAUCUCAUAUUGGAGAGCAGUUUACAGAAAUUUUCAUCAAGAAACCUGAAAAUGUCACACUUAUCUUGGACCUACUAGUGGAAUUUGAUUUCAAAGUGCGAUGGCCAGCUGUGAAGCUUUUAACUGCUUUGACGGUGCACAGGUCAACCCAAGUACAGCAAUGUGUACUUGUAAGUCCAAUGGGCGUGUCCAAACUAAUGGAUCUGUUGUCAGAUAGUCGUGAGGUGAUAAGAAACGAUGGACUUCUUUUGCUGAUUCAGUUGACUAAAAAUAAUGCAAAUAUUCAAAAAAUAGUAGCUUUUGAGAAUGCAUUUGAGAAGCUUCUUGAAAUUAUCUCAGAGGAAGGAGGGAGCGAGGGUGGUAUUGUUGUUGAAGAUUGCCUACUCUUAUUACUUAAUUUAUUGAAGAAAAACAGUUCAAAUCAGACAUUUUUUAAAGAAGGAAGGUAUGUGCAAAAAUUGGCCCCCUUUUUUGACCUCCAAAACAAUGAACCUAAGAGUUUAGAUGUUGGUUGGUCAGCUCAGAAGGUCAACAAUGUGAACUCAAUGCUGCAGGUCGUUCGGACAUUAGUGUCUCCUAGCAACCCACAGCAGGCAACAGCGUCGUGUCAGAAGGUAAUCAACCAGUGCGGCUUGCUGAAGCAACUUUGCACCAUUCUGAUGGCAAGCGGCGUGCCUGCAGAUAUCCUAACUGAGACAAUCAAUACUGUGUCAGAGGUUAUCAGGGGUUCAAAAGUUAACCAGGAGUUCUUCGCAUCAGUUAGUGCUCCCUCAACACCACCGAGGCCUGCAAUUGUUGUGCUUGUUAUGUCAAUGGUGAAUGAGAAGCAACCAUUUGUUCUCCGUUGUGCUGUGCUUUACUGUUUUCAGUGUUUCUUGUACAAGAAUGAGGUUGGACAGGAGCAGAUUAUAUCAACUCUCUUACCUGCCACUGCAGAUGCUUCUGCUAUUACAGCUGGCCAGCUUCUAUGUGGUGGGUUAUUCAGCCAGGAUUCGGUCUCAAAUUGGUGCGCGUCGGUCGCUCUAGCACAUGCCUUGAAGGACAAUGCCAGCCAGAAAGAACAACUGCUGCGAGUCCAGCUUGCUACUGGCCCCGGAAACCCGUCCGUGUCAUUGUUACAGCAAUGCACAAAUAUGCUAUCACAGCCCACCGCUAAAGUGCAGACAAGACUAGGCCUCCUGAUGUUACUAUGUUCAUGGUUGGCCAAUUGUCAAUUAGCAGUUACUCACUUUCUUGCCAAUUCCGCCAAUGUGCCCUUUCUUAUGGCACAAGUUGCUGAGCAUGUUGAUGAGCAAGAGGCACUAGUGCAGGGUUUGUGUGCGUUCCUGUUGGGAAUAUCAGUUCAUUUUAAUGACAAUUCAAACACAACAUUUACAAAGGAGAGUCUUCGAAAUUUAAUUUCCAAACGUAUUGGUUUAGAAUCGUUGGUAGAAAAAUUAGAAUCGGUGACAAAGCAUGAGAGUUACACGCUGGCAGCGCAGAAGCCUCAACUACGCUACAGCCAACCUGAGCACUUACUUAUUGACUAUGAGUUCACAUCUUUAUACAAACAGUUGGAAGGAAGUCUCUGUAAAGCUGUAUGCUCAUCUGAUGAUGCUGAGAGCAAAAAGACAGUAGAGGAUCAUGACAACAUUGUUAUGCAAUACAAGGAAAUCAUAAGGGAGCAGGAUGCUGAACUGAAUGAGCUUCGCAGUAAACACAAAACACUUGAGAAAGAGCAUAAAGCAUGUGAACUGCAGUUGAAUGAACAAUCCUCACAAAUACAACAACUUAAAGACCAGUACACACUCAUUAAAGCACAGGGUGGUAACGGUGAAGAUGCCUUAAGAAUUGCAGCUGAACUUAAGGAGUUAAGAGAAAAUCAACAAGUACUUAACAGGGAGAUAAAAGAAAAGGACGAUAUUAUAGAAAAAUUGAAAAAUGACUUAACAAUAGCUGAUGCCAAGUCUGUUCUUGCUGAAGGCAGUAGCGCAAGUCAGAACCAAGUGGUAGAACUUCAGUCUACUAUACAAGCGCAGAAGAAAGAAAUAGAUGAAUUCAAUUUGAUAGUUGCAGCUCAGAAGGAUGAGGAACAAAGGUUAAAGGGUGAAUGUCUUGACCUCACUAGGCAGAUAACACAGUUGUCACUGGCAGUUGAUGCUGCCCCAAGCGGAGACCAUUCAAGCCUGGUGGCAGAGAAAGCUGCCUUGACAGCCAAACAAUCAGAAACUCAGGCCUUGCUUGCCCAAGCUGAAGACCAAAACACAAAGCUAAGCACUGAUAACCAAAGACUGAUUAGUACAAACCAUAAUUUAGAAAGUCAACUUAAAACCUUAACCGAAAAUUGUUCCAGUUCAACAAGUCAGGCAACAAGACUGCAGGGUGAGGUUGAUGAUAUGAGAGACAGGCUGCAUGAACUAGAGUCUGAGAAGGAGAUGUGUAAGAAGGAGGCAGCAGAUAGCAAACAGGAGCUGGAUGAUCUGCUAGUGCUUUUGACCGAUACAAGCAAUAAAGUGGAUGAAUACCGAAAAAAGUUGAAAGAGCUCGGAGAAGAGGUAACUGAGGAUGAGGAAGAAGAGGAUGAAGAUGAGGAGGAGGAGGAUGAAAUUUAAAUAUAGUUAGUUUUUAAUAUAAUAUAUAGAUUUGAAUGUAAUCUUUCCAAAACUUCUAGUCUCUUCUAUUUUCCUCAUAAUUUUAGCUGAUCAGUUUUAUAAGGGAAUUUUCAAAAUAUCAAUUACGCCGACAUAUGUGAGAUGUCAACAGUAAACUACUACUUCACUUUUGAAACCUCACUUUUGACAACUUUAUUUGUAGAGUGUAAUUUUCAUACAUUCUAAAGGAUGUAUGCAUAAAUUAAGACAUUAUGGUAUUAUGUAACAUCACAUGUCAUAUAUGGAAUAUGAACAAUUACAUAAUUGCUAUGGUGUAUGAACCAUUUGUGGUGCAUUAAUGAUACCGUAUUGUGCAAGAAAAUUUGUGCAGACCCAUUACAUAUGGGGUGUGAGACCAUAUGAUGUAAUAACUCUUUAGAGCAAGGAUAUAGUUUUGUUUUAAGAACUACAGUAUAUGUGUUUUAAUAAAACUAUGCCUUAGCAGAUUGCAUCUAGGAGUCUUUAAAUUGGGGGUGGGGGCUGAUGGCCCAUGGAAGUUAAGUUGGGGUGCUUGAUGGUUAAGUGAGGGGUGGCAAAAUAAGGUGUUGUGAGUUGAUUUUUAUCUACUUGGGCGUGAUUUUUUUUUUGCUUAAACAUUUUCAGUGGAUGGGGGCAUGACUGUGGCACAAGCUUUUUUAGGGGGAGUACAAUCCCUCCCCUACAUAUGCCACUGACGCCUUGAUAUAAAAGAUGCAUAUAUGCUGUAACGUAUGUACAAUGAAAAUAAUUUCCGAUGCCUUAUACUUCUUUCAGUUAUUUAAUUAUAAGAAACGAUAGCACCAAUUAAUAUAUACGUCAUGAAUUGAUAUAUUUAUUAUGUUUAUGGUGACAGUAAUUUUUGUUUUUUUGUUUUCAAUUUCUUCGUGCACAUAAUUAAUUCAAUGACAUUUGUGAAAUAAAUCUAUGAUUGGUUUAUUGUUGAGAUUUUAAUUUUCAAUAAAAACUUGAGCAGUAAAAUCCGAGUAGGCCUAGUUGAUGAAUAAAUUUUAACAUACUGUACUUCAUGUAUUAUAAUAAGUAAGAACUGUGCUAUACAACGAUAAUAAAAUAUAUUGAGCAGUUACCUGCAUAAUUUGAAUCGUCGCGAUUUUCACUUUACAAAACCCUAAAAAAUUUGAACCGAUUUUUAUUUCCAACAAAAACUAUAAAGCAACAGAAAACCGAUGCAAAUUUUCAACAAAAAUAUGAGAAAUAGAAAGCAAAUUGAGGGCGCUAUGAUCAAUGGUCGUCUGCUGUCGUUUAGAUUGAACUGCCUCAACUAUCGUAGAAAUUUACUGUUGGUAGAUAGAAUGAAAGUUUAUUGAAAAGUAACGUUUUGUGUAUUGUCGUAGUGAUUUUUGGAGGAACUACUAUAUGCCUGUAAGCAAUUCCACCAUGAAAACGGAUUUUUUAGAAUUGACUUGAAAAUCGAGGUAUUGUUUUUGAAUCCCGACACGAUGGCGUGCAUUUCGAUACUUGGAGUAUAAUUAUACUGUACUAUCUUAUCUGAGAUAAAUCCGUGGACCUUUCGGUUUUUGUUUUUGUACUGUUUUUACUUUUUGGAUUCUUAGUAUUUUUCUCGUCUGUUUUCAAUAUCGGUGUCUUAUUAAAUUGUUUGUUUUUCGUUUCCUGUGAGACUACAUAGACUACCAGUUGUUAAUAAUGUAAUUUGAAUAAAUCAAUUGAACAAAUA
Messenger RNA from Anneissia japonica, 4723 nucleotides. RefSeq names its product general vesicular transport factor p115-like. The transcript is spliced from 19 exons. The record is from RefSeq and is a predicted model, not a curated record. The coding region runs from base 1 to 3012 and encodes 1003 amino acids. Gene Ontology annotation, cellular component: ER to Golgi transport vesicle membrane; Golgi stack; endoplasmic reticulum. Gene Ontology annotation, biological process: transcytosis; vesicle fusion with Golgi apparatus; intracellular protein transport. Lineage: Eukaryota; Metazoa; Echinodermata; Crinoidea; Comatulida; Comatulidae.